CAAUAGAACCAUUCAUAGUCCACACAAAAAUACCAAUAAAAGAAUUACACUAAGCAUUUGAUAUAAAAUUCAUGAUUUCAGAAGUUGAAUUCAAUUCGCAUUUGUUUUAAAUCAAUAUUGGUUAAAUAUUUAUAUUUAUAUCAAAAAUACUUAAACAACGCACAUCGAUGUUCUACAUGCAAGUGCCACCUCUAUUGAACAUACCUCAAACCAAUUACCUUAAUAUUUAUGGAAAAAAAUUUGCUUCGACAAGAUGAGUGAAGUGGAAAACAAACGCGGUCCAAAACAUAUGCGGCUUCGCUACUACACAUCAUACGAGGAAGCCUCCGUGUUGAAACUGUGGCGCGAACAUCUCAACGAAAUCACAUCUUACACCGAAAACUUACAAAUUUUUCGCGAGAUUGCCUUUGGUUUACAGCAGCAUCGAAUCAGAUUAAACAAACAAGAAGUUCGGCGUCGCAUUAGUAGCUAUAGGAACAAGUAUUUAAUUGAGCGGAGUCGAUUAGAGAGCGACCCGGAGUAUAAGUCACAUUGGCGCCUUUAUCCGCUCAUCAGCAGCCUCUUCCCUUCCACGACACAAGAAUCCAUAAUUCUUCCGGAGUACAGCGCCUUGGGUGCUAUAGAGGCAAAAGUGCGCAGCGAACUUCCCAGCCUUCCCCGCUUUCAGCGGCACGACUGCAAGACAAUGAAGUUCGAACAAGAUGUUGACGGAUGUCCCUUUAUGGUGGGUCAAUUUAUUAAACCGGAGAUGUUGCCGCAGUCCACGCCGUCGAAAUUAUUUUCUAUUAAGACGGAGGAGAAAAUCUGCGAUGAAAUAGAAGAUAUGCGGUCUUCGCCUGAGAAACGCAUCCCGUUUGUGAGCACAUUCGAAUACGCUGGAUCAGCUCGUCGAAUCCGUCGCCGCAGUAUAAUGCCGCGGACUGGUCAGAUAACUAUGGCGCAAAUCCAAAUGUUGCGCCAGGAGAAUGAUUUACUAGUCGAGCAACGCGACGCUCAUCUAGCGGACCUUCAACUAAAGGAACGUCAAUAUCAGAAUUUAGAGCAGACAUUUGAUUUCUGGUUGCAUCAGCAGGAAACCUGGAUGAUCUUCUUAGAUGAUAGGGAUUUACAAAAGCCAUAAUUCAUCAUAAAUUGAUGGAAAAUAAAAAGCUUUAUUUUUUAUAUUUGUCAGUUACUCUUAUCUAUUAAGUAAUCAAAGCAGAAUCCUAAUCACACACAUCCAAAUAUAUGUGGUUUAAUUUGAUUAAAAAUACAAUCUGAACAUUAUGCUUCUAAUUAUAAAAUUUAAGUUGAUAUAGUAAAAAGUUUAAUAUUAAAAAUCAGUUCUUUAUCAGUCAAAACGAACCGGGAACUGCGUUGUAUACAAAUGUCAACCUCCUUAUUUUUACCGCUUGGACUGUGCAUUAUAAAAUAGAUUUAAGUACAAAACAUGUGAAUAUAACUGAAUGGAAUAUGCUUCAACAGUGC
Drosophila nasuta is the source of this 1467-nucleotide messenger RNA. RefSeq lists its product as uncharacterized. Gene Ontology annotation, biological process: positive regulation of DNA-templated transcription. The transcript is spliced from 2 exons. NCBI's taxonomy places the organism in Eukaryota, Metazoa, Arthropoda, Insecta, Diptera, Drosophilidae. Gene Ontology annotation, cellular component: nuclear body. The coding region runs from base 254 to 1120 and encodes 288 amino acids. The record is from RefSeq and is a predicted model, not a curated record.